This is a messenger RNA of Parnassius apollo (apollo), 570 nucleotides long. Lineage: Eukaryota; Metazoa; Arthropoda; Insecta; Lepidoptera; Papilionidae. The record is from the annotation of a GenBank genome assembly.
AUGAUACAAUUAAACGGUGCCGGGCCUGGGCGUCUCCCGCUAAUUGGCGCCCAAAAAUGGAUGAUGGAUAAGAUUGGAAAACGUAUAGGGCCGCUGCCUGGAGGUCGCCGGGGCGCGUCUGGAGCUGGCGCUGGACGCGGCAGCAUGCGGGCCGCCAGCCGAGCGCGAGGAGCUGCAAGAUCACCUAACAGCCCCCCGCAUCCAUCAUCCCCACCAGACGGCUUGAUGUCGGCAGGGUCCUCUCGGACUCGGCAAGCGGCAUCCGCCGCUGGUGGAGUGCGCCGCAUGCGUUGGACAAGGGAUAUGAACGCAAACGCAUUGCGGGCGUACUAUAGGGCGAAAGGGGAAGAAACUGCGGGAAUAGCGUAUCGAGCUUGGAUGCAUUGCUUUUUUGCUGAGCUGGAGCCGUCUAUUCCCGUCACGAAACAAAACCUGGCGUUCAUGCGCUCGAAAAUAUUCGACGAUGCCGAGCUCGAACGACUACGACGUGAGGCCAUUCCCUCAUCGAAUGAAUUGGCUACGGCUGGGGAUGAGGCUCCUCAAUGGCGACAGACCAGCUGCCACGCGUAG